Blumeria graminis f. sp. triticale is the source of this 978-nucleotide messenger RNA. Lineage: Eukaryota; Fungi; Ascomycota; Leotiomycetes; Helotiales; Erysiphaceae. The record is from the annotation of a GenBank genome assembly.
AUGGUCUACAUCUACGCCUUGCUCUUGAUACCACCCUCCUUAUCUAACAUUCCUGGUCGCAUUGCCUUCAGCAGCACACAUUCGAUAAGUAAUUUCCGGAGUGCAACUCACAAUGAUGUCUAUAAACUUUCCGAUCCCGAAUUCCCGAAACCUGAAGACGACUCUGGUAUUUUUAUGACUAUGGAUGACUCACUUUCUCCAGGAACUCAUCACGCAGUCUAUAGUGCUCCAUAUAUGCCAUACACUGAUAUGAUGGCCAGAAUUAUGGGCGGAGCAUCACCCUUGACAGAUGAACAAGUCAUUAAUCUUGACAAAGAUGCUAUUGCAGUUCAAGAAUGCCACCAAUAUCUUCAAAGUAAAGCCCAGGAAGUUGAUACCGUGAUGCCACUAAGUUUUUUGAAUGUGGUGAAGUCAAACAAAUGUACCGCAAGAUCAGUCGCAACGCUAGCCUUUGAAGAAAAGGUAAAAGUAGAAGGAAAAUAUAGCUACUUUGCAUCAAAUUCGUCCCCCUCAUCUUUGGCUAUAAAUGUCGAUUACCAUGUACCAGUAGAAGAACUAGUAUUACCAGGACAAUCAACAAUUUACAAAGGGUCUCGUACGCCGCGAGCAUUUGUGUGGUAUCUAGGCAGACCUCAUCUACUCAUUGGAUGCAGUGGAAAUAAGCGUGCAUGGUUCAUAGCGACUACACUCAAGGGAAGAGAGGAAGAUAGAGUAUUAGAUGGAGCUAUAUUGUUAGUUAAUAACAGGUACGGGAAGAGAGAAAGUCUUGUGAAAAAAAGCAUGCUAGGCGUAGAGCUGGACCUGAAGAAAAGUCGGAAAAUCAACCCAGAUGCAGAUCCUUCCACUGAUGGAAGAGUCUCUAUAGUAAGAUUAUCGAAUCCAGGAGAGGAAAUGCCUGGCGUUCUUACCCACUGGCAUGAAUGCAGUUUGUACAAGAGUUCAUCUCCCAAACUCUUCAACUGGAGUGCACGAUCUUAG